AUGAAGGCCAAAGGUAUAGGUGAUCCUGCCUCUUCGAUCAGGAAGGAUACCCAGGGCAAAGCACCCCAAGAAGGCACCCGCAAAUCCGAGCGCCUGAAGCUCAAAGGGUUGGAAUCUCAGGCGAACAGCACGCAAACGAUAUCUCGGGUCGAAACACUCGGCCAGACCAAGCCCUCCGAGCAGUCUGAUAGCGACAACAAAGACAAUCUGAUCAAUACUUUGACAUUUCAAGUUGAUAAUUUGGAAAGGGAGCUACUCAGCUAUGAGGAUGAUUGGGAUAAGCGGGGAUUCCAACAGGGAAGUUCCUUGACCACAGCACUCUGUCCAAGCCUGUGGCCCAUGGAAGUCGGUGGGAUGUGGAAAGGCUGCCAUAAUUUUGUCUCUCACUAUGGCUACGAUGGAGUUACUGAUUUUGACCGUUUGUCCAAAGAACAGAAACAGAGAAUCCUUGCGAGACUUGAUGGCUAUUACACGGAAGGCCUCGAAUGGGAUGAGUUAGUCACUCGCCUUCCGUCGGAGGCCAGGAGCAGUAUCGAAAUAUGGGCCGCCGAAAGAAUGCUCUACAAAGAUUUGAUCCGACGGUUCUGGAUAAACCCCUUCUGGUUCCUCGAGGACCACCAAGAUGGCCAAGAUGGACCUAUAAGUACGUCCCUAGGGACACAGCUCCACGGCCUUCAUCAAGAUUUCAUGAAAGUUGACCACGCCGAAGCCUGUCUAUGGCGAAGAACCACCGUCCGCCUUGCCAAUAUAGACAAACGGCCGCCGAGAAAACACCCGGAAUUUGGCCAAAAAACCCACGAUCGAUGGCUGGUCAUGGCCCAAAAAUUGGCAUCCAAUACGCUUGCGGAUGAGGAUUUUCAAUCCUUACUCAAACCCCUGUCCCCCGAGGACACCGACAAGAAUGCCGAGCGAAGGUCCCUGUGGUUUACUCAGAUGUAUGAGGAGGCAGCCGAAUUGUCCAUUGACAUUGCCUUCGACGCGCAUUACGUGGAAUUCCAUGACCUUCGCUCACUCGACUCGCUGGAGUUUCGUCACAAGUCCAACAGCCUACGGCUGGAUCGAGCACACGGUGCGACUGAGAAGAUUUCGGAGGAGCUGGACGGGCAUAAAAUCCUGCUGAUGUCAAGUGCAGUGUUGUAUCGGGAUGGAGGGGGAAGCUGA
Molecule: messenger RNA, 1161 nt
Organism: Aspergillus heteromorphus CBS 117.55
Lineage: Eukaryota; Fungi; Ascomycota; Eurotiomycetes; Eurotiales; Aspergillaceae
Exons: 3
Coding region: 1-1161 (386 amino acids)
Source: RefSeq, a predicted model, not a curated record